Messenger RNA from Fusarium verticillioides 7600, 3381 nucleotides. RefSeq lists its product as hypothetical. Gene Ontology annotation, biological process: polysaccharide catabolic process. The coding region runs from base 200 to 1186 and encodes 328 amino acids. Gene Ontology annotation, molecular function: cellulase activity. Lineage: Eukaryota; Fungi; Ascomycota; Sordariomycetes; Hypocreales; Nectriaceae. The record is from RefSeq and is a predicted model, not a curated record. The transcript is spliced from 4 exons.
ACAGGCCACUUCGCAUAUGCAAGGGAGGGGGGAGUGUGCAUUGCAUUGGCUGGCAGCCAAUUUGGGGAUAAUGAGCCUGUGCGAAUGAUAACGUCUACGCAGUUGCAAAAGCUUGUUCGUUUUUCCCUCCUCCAUUGUUUGGAGGUCAAUCAAUUCUUUUCUUCCUCUUCUUCUGCUUGAGAAAACACCAGCAGGAAUCAUGACGAUCAGGUUCCUCGUCAAUUUUGGCCUUUUGGCCCUUCCUAUCGCCAUCACUCUGGGUGUGUUGAUCGGUCUUAACAGUUCGCGUGAGGCAUCGGGUGGACCGCCUUUGUUCAAGCCAGACCCGAAACCGACAGCGCCAAAGAAGAAGAAUGGCAUUACGACAGAACAGCAUUGUCAAAAGUCUUAUGGUAUACAUCCUGACACCAAGGGCCAAGAAUACACACUCAAUCCUAAUCAGUGGGGUUGGAACGAAGGCGAUGACGGAGGUUUAUGUUUAUAUGUCGACAUUAACAACAAUGAAACGUACGCUACAAAGACAACCGCUCCUCGAUGGUCUGUAGUAUGGGAAUACCCUCAAGGCCCCGAAACCGCUCCUGUCCACGCCUUCCCCAACAUCAAAGUCGACGGCGACGUCUUCCCCGCCAAGCUCAACACCAUUGAUAAGAUCGAGAUCGACUUUGAAUGGACAUACGCUCUCGGCAACGGUUCCGCAAAGGGUGCUACGCAAGCUACAAAGACAGAUCUCUCCGCGAUGAAGAAGAACCUGCUCAACGCCAACGUCGCUAUGGAUAUGUUCAUGGACAGCGAUCAGAAGAAGUCGCAGGACAGUGCUGAUGCCUCGCACGAAAUCAUGGUGUGGUUUGCUGCCAUCGGGCCUGCGACACAACCCAUCGGCUUCGACGUUAAUGGAGCGAACCCCCUUGCGACAAAGACUCUCCAUGGCACAGAAUUCAAACUUUACUACGGUACCAAUCAGGCCAAGCAAAAGGUUCUAACGUGGUAUGUCGACGAGCCUACCGAAAAGUUUGAUGGCGAUCUCUAUCCAUUAGUCGAAGAGAUUCUCUCCAUGGAUAACGCGAAUUAUCCCACGUCGUCCUACUACAUCGGUUACAUGUCCUGGGGAACAGAGGCAUACUCGGUCAAUACGACAGUAACAUUCGACGUCCCCAGCUUGUCGAUAAACGUGGAGAAGAAGGCUUAAACUGUCGGAUGAAGCCAAAGCAUUUUCGCAUUUUGCAUAUAAACGAAUAACCUAUAGAUUAAUGAGCGGCGUUUGUGUUAAUUGAAGAUGCAUAUAUUUUUUUGUUUAUGGUCAGAUACAAUAACGCCUUGUUGUUUUGCGCGGGGUAUGCAUAUCCCUUUGGAGGCAUGGUAAAUUGCAGAGAACGCCGUGGCUUGGUUUGUGAUGGGGAGGGCUAGAGGGUGGUGUGGAAGCUAUUGUAUGCGCUAUUUGGACAAUGUUCGUAUUUCUUUGCAGGUUGUCUUGCUUCUUUUUCUUUUUCUGGUGCUGUUGGCCAUGAUCUAGUCUGUAGACGGAACGCUUCCAGGGUGAGCGGGGCUGGCUAGGGUGUGAGUGUAGUGAGGAUGUUGAUCAGUGCAUCUCAGUUUGGUGAUGAACUCUGUUCUGUAUUGUCGGGUGAACCGGGACGAGGGAUGUCUGUAUUGGGAUAUUCCCUCUCUUUAAGGUUUUGAGCAUGGUCAUCUUUGCUUCAACGAGAAUUAUCAUCAGGUAUUUGAUCAAUUGCUUGAGCAGAUGAUGACGGACUCGUAUGGAAAGACGUCCACGGCCAACACGAGAUAACAAACCAGGGUGCAGAGUUACAGGACAGACGACCCGUGCACUGCCGGCCCAGGUCCAGGGCCAGCAUCAGUGAGUGAGUGACAUGGAAACCAAGAGGGGCUGGUUCCCAGAAAUACACCCUUGCAAUUGGAUUGGUGCUCGCUCUGCCCUGCAAACCCUGCUGUCGUCAGCUGGCGUGGGAUGAACCAGAAGAAACCGCAUCAUUCUUUGGAUGCCUCAGCAUGCAAUAGCAGAACCACGUUAUAGAUCAGGAGCUUUUAAAAGCAAAAGGGGGAACUCAAUUCAACAUCGAACUGAGCUUUAGGAUUAAUGAUUAGCUUGCAUUAAAAAUUGCCCAUCAAAGUGCUUGCCCCCCUCACCAUCACCGCACUAAUAGGCGCCACUCGGUGACAUUGGAUGUUCAGGUUGCAGCGCGUGAGGUGUUGCACGCAAGACGGCAGGUCACUGAAGCAACAGUACAGAUACAGAGAGGCCAACAUGAUCCAUAUGUACAUACGGGCACACGUAUGUAUGUGAAAACUCAAAUGGAAGCUGUUAUCCCUUUCUAGCGUUUUUGCUUUGCCGAUCGAAUCAGUAAGCGGAGUGAGUGGCUAGAGUGGUCUGAUGGGAAAACACGAAGUUGAGCGGAGAGACCGUUGUCUGAAAGCUCGGGCGUAGGGCCAAACUCAUGAUGGACCUGUCGAGAAUAAAAAAUUCAACCUUCUACCGGCCUGUCCAAAAGAUGUGGCAUCUUUUUCGAGAUCCACUCCACUAUCAAGAGCCACUCCCGCGGGCUUCUCAACAUUCUUCCAACGACUUUCUUCUUCUCGAGAGUCUACUCGAGUCUAUUUCCACUUCCUCCAGCUUCUGCCACGUGAAGAUAUGUGCCAUGACACGUCAAGUAAUGCCCAAUUGGCCGGUGAUAAGGAGACAACAGCCAUCCAUGCCCUUCCAGAAGAGAACAAGGCUGGGGAGGCAAUCGUUGCAACUGUAGCAGGCCGAUGAGAUAUUUUUAACCCAAUCGUCGAUCUGGCAAGGCAAAGUUUUUCCAUUUCUCCUGAUUGAAAAAUCGCUCUUUAGUGGCUGCACUAAUUCAUCUCAACCUAACUGUCGUCAUUCACAUCCUUAUCAUUCGGCCUUGGCCCCGAAAUUAAGCAAUUGCCCAGCUGUCUUGUGUUUGCCAAGGGCGUGUGCCUCCUAUAAUCCCUGCAUUUCUCAUGCUCGCCGCUCGGUACCUGCGUCGGGAAGUUUUUCCCGUGGCGAAGAAAUUUGCGUGUCUCUAGACGGUGAAAAUUUUGAUGGGAAAAGGAGAUUGGAUUGAGAUUGAGAUCUCAAUCGUUAACUUAGGGCUGGAUCUUGGGAAGAGCUUAUCACUGUGAGAGAUGAGGCCGAUAGAGAAGUUGCAGCCUCUGGUGAUUGAGGCCAGGAUGUGCGUGAUAAGAGAGGUCAGGGUUAAUGUUAGACGAACAAGGGGUUCGUUCUUAUCAUGGCGCACUUUUGUCAACGGUCAAUCCAUCAACUCAAUCCUCAGUCAAUUGGUGCGCAUUUGCCGAUGAUGAUCACAUCGACAAACUCUUGCUUCCACAUUCUCCAUGUGAAUUGCGUUCAGUAACCAC